This is a messenger RNA of Ylistrum balloti, 1986 nucleotides long. RefSeq names its product toll-like receptor Tollo. The record is from RefSeq and is a predicted model, not a curated record. Gene Ontology annotation, cellular component: membrane. Gene Ontology annotation, molecular function: protein binding; transmembrane signaling receptor activity. Lineage: Eukaryota; Metazoa; Mollusca; Bivalvia; Pectinida; Pectinidae. The transcript has a single exon. The coding region runs from base 1 to 1986 and encodes 661 amino acids. Gene Ontology annotation, biological process: toll-like receptor signaling pathway; immune response.
AUGUGUUGUGGGGUUGUGAUUACAGAAACAACUAUAUCGUCAUCAAACAAAACAGAGUAUUUAAUGACAACAGCGCCCAGUAUGAUUUCCAAAGAUAUUCUCCUUCCGGUUGGUUGGGAAGGUAUGUGUGCUUUAGAGAAUAUCAAUGGAACCAAUGCCUAUUUUAAUUGUGUCAUUGGUACUGAGAAUUCCGGCAUGUGGCGCCUCGACACUCUACGAGACUGGAUAGUGACGUCAUCAUUCCAGUACCAUUUUCAUCUUCAUUGUUCUGAUUGGUCCAACGUGUCCAUUCCUUGGCCGGUAAAGGCAUUGCACCUGAUCAGUUUGGAGGUCAGGGAGUGUUUAAUCACUGAUUUCCUGUCGGAAUCGUCAUUUAAAGAUCCGUCCACAACAGGCAUUGUUGACCAACUAACUGAUUUGAAAUUCGUCGACAGUCAAAUAUUAAUCAAUAUUUUCAAACUUAUUAAUUACAUGAACAAUAUUGCUAGUAUGUCGAAAGAUUUCAUUUGCGGACAUGAAGAUACCAUUGUUGACGUUGCUCUUCGAAACAUCACAUAUACAUUCGAUGAAACCAAUAUGAUGGAUUUCUUAGCUUCUUUUGACGAGGAGGAAGAAAGUGCACUAAAUGUAUCCACGCCUGCUCCGGAAAAUUUCGGAAGUAAAAUAAUAGAUGCAGGAAAAACGUUCUUGGACGAAAAUAGAAAAAUACAACACAAAUGUGACUAUUCUAAACUUAAAUAUAUCGACCAAAGCAUAAGUGCUACCAAGUCAAGAUAUCAUAUUGAUGUUUUGACAGAAAAUUCUUUUUUCAAGGAAGUCCGUAUAUAUAAUAUGUCACGAACAAGAAUGAGUUUAUUGAAUUCGAGAUUCAAAACAUGGUGGAUGGAUUUUCCUAAAUUGGAAUAUCUGGAUCUGUCUUACAAUUUAAUCGAUACUUUUGACGUUGACCCAUCUGCAACUGCUUGGGACUUACCACUGCUUCAUGUCAAUGUUAGCCAUAACAAUAUUACUAGGAUAAACACUAAUUUCAUCUCUAAAUUAGCCAAACUUUCGUCGGUAAUGAUCCUAAACCUUGAAGGGAAUCCAUUUCAUUGUGACUGCAGCCCCGACAUGGAAAGUGUUGUUGACCUUGUACAAAAUAAUGACGUCUGGAACAAUAAGUUAUACUCACCAUAUGCGUACAUUCGUAAUUUAAAAUGCGCUACUCCCAAAAGUGCUAAAGGAAAAACGUUUUUAAGUUUGACACGAACCGAUCUGUCGUGUGAGAUAACGUCAUAUGCACCGAUCAUCAUUUUAAGUGUCGUAGUUGUGUUUCUCGUCGUUUUGAUCAUUGUAAUGACACGAUACCGACGUGAAAUUCAAAUUCUAACAUACACAAGGUUCCAUCUGGUAUUGCCUUGUCAACCACGCGAGAGCUAUCAAAAUAAGAUGUAUGAUGCUUUUGUGUCAUAUAGUAGUGAAAACGAAGGUUGGGUGAUAAAAACAUUUCAAGCUCUUGAAGAAGAAGAAAAUAAUAAAGGAUUCAAUGGAUACAAGUUCCGAUUUUGUCUCCAUCAACGGGAUUUCAUUGCUGGCAAAACUAUAUUUGAUAAUAUCAUUGACAGUGUAGAAGCAAGUCAUCACACUGUUAUCAUACUUUCCAAAUAUUUUCUCAACAGUCACUGGUGUAUGUAUGAGUUCCAGGAAGCCUUUCAGCAAAGUAUCAUGGAGAGGAAACGACAUUUAAUUGUGGUACUUAUGGAAGAUAUCCCCGAUGAUGAAAUGCCAAAAGAAUUAAAACGGUGUCUGAAGACGUUUACCUACAUUAGGAAGGACGAUGCUAUUUUCCAUGAUCGCCUUAUAUAUGCUUUAGCCUUUAAGGGUCGAAAACCAGUCGCAGAUGCUCUACCUGAGCCGGAAACUCCAACAAUAACAAUGGAGGACAAGUUGAGUGAAAUAAACGGAUUUUACAAUAUAGGGUUGGAACCUGAUCAUGUGACGGUGUAA